AUGGUAUCCAGUGGAAGCAAAGAAUCGGACCUAUUGGAGCCGGAAGAGUCUGUCACUCAGGCUCUGUUUGAAGAGGUGCCAAGUACUUCCUUGCAAUUUGAAGCAGCUGACAAGCCUCAAUACUUGGUCAAGGUUACAAGCGCCAGAGAGAAAAAGUGUGCCAUGGAGACCCCCAGGUGGAACGAGUCAGCCUCAACUAUAUCAGAGUUCAAUUCAUCAUUGAUCCUAGCGGACUCGCCAUUUGCUGACGAGAGUGACGUACCUGUGAAGGAGGAGAACACCGAAGAUAUUCAAGGCAGUGCCCGCAUUAGUGCCAAUGCACAAUCCAAGGAAGGCUAUCAUGAUCCCAUGGCUCGUCUUGUUUACACCAAGACUGGGGUCAUUCAACGCAGCAUUCUUGAGCUGAAGGCAUACAUUGCCUUCAGCCACGGUUACCCUGAAGUCAUCGCCAAGAAUACAUAUGCGCAAGAGAUACUUAUCAACACCACUCAAUAUCUCAAGACAGAACCAAUCGAGAAAUGUAUGCGCACAGACAAGGAGUACUUAGGUGCACUUGUGGGUCUAAUUGAUGCUCAUGCCAGUCUCUUUCGCGGGGAUAUCAAGGAGAUGGCUUUCAAGAACAUUGCAGGCUACUUUCAGCUCCGGCCCAAGUCCAGUGCUAUCCUUGAGCACCUUCUUCCGGAUCAUCUAUACAUUUUCCUGCAAACUUUCAAUGCGCAAGGGCUCCCAUCCCCGGUUCGCAGGAAGCCAUAUCAAGUAGAUCCUAUCUUUAUCAUCCUCUAUGAGAUGUUUUUCAAAAAUAUGAAGUCCGUUGGCUCUCAAUUUCCUCAGCGGUUCCUCGAUAUUGCAAAGAAUAAGGCACAUCACCCCGAGAUCCCCCAUUUCCAUUGUUGGAAACGACUUCGAGAGACGGCACCCAUCAAGUUUCACAAGAUGAUGUCAGACAUAUACCAGGAAGUCCAGUCCCUCCACCUAGACACUCCUGGAGGUUAUGCCCAGGAUGUUAGCCUCAUGUUCCUGGACAUUGAUGGCAUGGAUGAUGAGUAG
Molecule: messenger RNA, 1047 nt
Organism: Suillus subalutaceus
Lineage: Eukaryota; Fungi; Basidiomycota; Agaricomycetes; Boletales; Suillaceae
Exons: 8
Coding region: 1-1047 (348 amino acids)
Source: RefSeq, a predicted model, not a curated record